AUGGCGGAUCCAAUUGUCACCUCAGAAGCUCUUAGUGAGUAUGAUGGUGGUGACACUGAUAAAAACAAUCUGGAUGCUUAUGAUACAAAUCAAUUCACACAGCAUCAGCAAGAAUUCUUGGAACAACAGGAACAAAACUUUAAAAAACAACAACAAUUAUCCUCAGAACAUCAGCAGCAGCUUUUAGGACAACAGCUACAAUUCUUAGAGCAACAGCAACAACUCUUGGAACAACAAAAACGAAAACCCACACAACAAAAACAAUUCUUGGAAAAACAGCUACAACUCACACAACAAUUACAACAGCUCUUACAACAACAACAACAACAAUUACAACAACAACAGCAACAAAUGCUACAACAACAACAACAACAAGAACAAGUUUUACAACAACAGCAACAACCUUUACAAAAACAACUUUUAGAAGUUUUAGAACAACAGCAACAACUCUUACAUCAACAAUUGCAACAACCUCCACAAAAACAGCAAAAGUUUUUACAACAGCAGCAAAAACUAUUACAAAAGCAGCAACAAUUAACACAACAACAGCAACAACUCUCACAACAGCAACAACAGCAACAAAUUUUACAAGAACAGCAAGAAUUCUUGCAACAACAAAAAUUCUUACAACAACAGGAAGAGCACUUACAACAACAGAAAGAACUCUUACUACUACUGCGACAAUUCACACAACAGCAACAGCAGCAACUUCUUUUAGAAUAUAAACAAAAACCCACUCAACACCAGCAACAUCUCUCAGAACUCUUAAAACAACGCCACCAACUUCUACAAAAACAGCAACAAUUCACACAACAACAGCAACAACUCUUGAAGAAUCAGCAAAAAUUCACACAACUGCAAUUAUUACAACAAUUUGUACAAGGACAAGUCACCAUACCAACAAACUAUCAGGAGGAGUUGAAAAGUGAAAUCAAAAAAUUGGUGAAUAAAAACAAUGAAUUGGAAAACAAAUCCAACAAGAUAAUCCAUGAAUUAAAAAUUACAUAUGAUGACUUGACUAGUAAAUACAAUGAAUUAAUAAGUAAAAAUAAAGAAUUUAUAAAUUUUGAGAGUCAAUCAAAUAAAAUCCAAGAACUGGAAAGUAAAAACAAUGCAUUGGAAAGUACCAUUAAUAAAAUUAAUAAAAUGAAAAAUGAAAAAAAAAAAUUGGAAAAUAAAAAUAAUCAAACAAUCAAUGAAUUGAAAAAUAAAAACAAAAAAAUGACCAACAAAUUGAAAAGUCAAACCAGUGAAAAUGAUAAAAUGAUUAAUAAAUUGAAAAGUGAAAACAAUAAAUUGGAAAGUGAAAACUAUAAAUUGAAAAGUGAACUCAAGGAAUUGGAAAAUGAAUUCAAUAAAUUGAAAAGUGAAAACAAUGCAUUGGAAAAUGAAGGUUUAAAUAGUUUGGAUUAA
Molecule: messenger RNA, 1413 nt
Organism: Entrophospora candida
Lineage: Eukaryota; Fungi; Glomeromycota; Glomeromycetes; Entrophosporales; Entrophosporaceae
Source: the annotation of a GenBank genome assembly